Messenger RNA from Melanaphis sacchari, 1690 nucleotides. It is a transcript of the gene Uba5, whose product is annotated as ubiquitin-like modifier-activating enzyme 5. Gene Ontology annotation, biological process: protein ufmylation. Gene Ontology annotation, molecular function: UFM1 activating enzyme activity. Lineage: Eukaryota; Metazoa; Arthropoda; Insecta; Hemiptera; Aphididae. The record is from RefSeq and is a predicted model, not a curated record. Bases 258 to 1514 code for a protein of 418 amino acids. Gene Ontology annotation, cellular component: cytoplasm; cytosol. The transcript has 7 exons.
UUACGUAUUAUCAGCUCGGUAGUCGGUACGGUGCAACUGCGGUAGUUAUUUUGUUAUUUCUGAGGUAUUGUGACACGCGUAAGCUGCUUUUUAUACUAUCAUUGGUGUAGUACAACUUUUACUUUUUACUAUUAAUUACGUUCAGAGUUUGCCGUUUACACUCGGUAACACCUUCUCAAACGUUUUAUUGACUACAGUCAAAUUAUUUUUACUCGUGAGUUUUGUGUAAGAUUCUUGUGUCUUGUCUAUUUGCUAAGAUGUCUCUAGAAGAUGUGGAAAACAUCAAAAAACGCAUCGAAAACUUCAAAAAGACUCUAAUGGAGCUUACUGAAGCGCCGGGCGUGCACGAAGUGGCAGAGCACAAAAUUCGAGAGAUGUCUGCAGAAGUGAUUGACUCAAACCCAUACAGCCGGUUAAUGGCUCUGCAACGAAUGGGCAUUGUGAAGAAUUACGAGGAUAUCAGAAAAUACACUGUGGUGAUCGUUGGUGUUGGUGGAGUUGGUAGUGUAACUGCAGAGAUGCUCACUCGUUGUGGCAUAGGGAAGUUAAUUCUGUUUGACUAUGACAAAGUAGAACUAGCUAAUAUGAACCGUCUCUUCUACCAACCUUCUCAAGCGGGUCUGAGCAAAGUUACAGCAGCAUCAAUGACAUUGACAAAAAUUAAUCCUGAUGUUAAAAUUGAAACAUACAAUACAAACAUCACAUUAACAACCCAAUUUGAAGAGUUCUUGAACGUCUUAAAUACUGGCGGAAUUAAUGGUGAACGAGUCGAUUUGGUAUUGAGCUGUGUAGACAAUUACGAAGCUCGAAUGACAAUUAAUUCAGCAUGCAAUGAAUUAGGAUUAAAAUGGUUUGAAUCAGGUGUUAGUGAAAAUGCUGUGUGUGGACAUAUUCAGUAUAUUGUGCCAGGAGAAUCUGCUUGCUUUGCGUGUGCACCUCCAUUGGUUGUGGCUUCAGAAAUAGAUGAAAAAACAUUAAAAAAGGAUGGAGUUUGUGCAGCGAGUUUACCGACUACAAUGGGUGUAGUUGCAGGAUUGCUUGUUCAAAAUACAUUAAAGAAAUUGUUAGGUUUUGGAACAGUUUCAUGGUAUUUAGGAUAUAAUGCUUUAUCUGAUUUUUUUCCAAGCAUGAUGAUUAAACCAAAUCCUAAUUGUAGUGAUAAUUUCUGUAUAAAGCAACAAUCAGAAUUUAAAAAUAGAGUAAAAGAGGAACCUGAAUGCACAAAUGUAAAUCCGCUCGAAGAUGUAGUUAUUCAUGAAAAUAAUGAAUGGGGAAUAUCAUUAGCAGAAGAUGAAUCAUUAGUAUCAAAUAAUAUAGCAGAACCCGUUGAAACAUCAGAAACUGAAAACGUUAAAAAUAAUAGUAUUAAAAGUGAAGAAGAAUAUGUAUCGCUGAACGAUGGAAUAGAAUUCGCUUACCAAUCUGCUGAUCAAACAGCUCCAAAUGAAGAAUCCUUAGUGAAAGAAACCGAAUUAAGUGUAGAUGAUUUAAGAGAACAAUUAUCGUUGUUAUGAUAACAGUUUACAUUUAAAAAUUUGUUUAAAUUUAUCUUUUAUAAAACCAUUAGUAUUUUAAUUUUUUUCCAAUACAGACCAAUGUUAAAGUAUUUUAUAUUUGUUCAUACAUAAAUUCCAAUUUAAGGUACUUAAUAAUAAUUUAACAAAAUAUGUAUUGUAAGUAUCAUGUUAUA